This is a messenger RNA of Soboliphyme baturini, 507 nucleotides long. NCBI's taxonomy places the organism in Eukaryota, Metazoa, Nematoda, Enoplea, Dioctophymatida, Soboliphymatidae. The record is from the annotation of a GenBank genome assembly.
CAAAUUGCAAAUGAACUUUGGUUUUCAGCGAAUUAUAUGACUUUAGAAUCAAAGAAAACCAAAAACAACGGUGCACGUUUGUUUAACGGCAAACUUGCAGGAUCGAAAAUCGAGUGGAUGACAUUGUUGUCCAGCAGUUUUCUGUGGCGGCUGUCUGUUUACUACAUGGUGGUGUUCGGCGUACGGACCUGUUGCGAGAACUGGGCACAACUGCUGAUUACUGAACAGAAAAAAUUUGCGUUCAUUAGCUCGUUCGAACUCGGCGGCAUGAUCAGCGGUAUCUUCACCGGAUACGGCACUGAUAUGCUUAUGCAGCGAAACGUAUGUCUUCAACAGUUGCAUACUUUUCGUUUUCUCGCAAUUUUCGGGUUUCUGUUAGGGGCUGCGCUUUAUGGCAAUAUCAACAUCUUUGGAAUAGUUGCGACCGAAUGUGCCCCAGAAAACCUCAGUGGAUCCUCGCACGCCGUCGUCACUCUGGCAGCUAACAGUAAAAUCGAUUCGAAUUGA